ACUUUUAAGGAGGCAAGUUGUUGCAGAUUCUUCAAACACACUGAAUUGCCUAUUGAGCCGUUUCAACAGUCAGCUAAUCUUUGGAUUGGCUCCGGGCCCUCAACAGUGUAUGAAGAAAACACCUCAAACACUGUUUCGAAAGCACGACAAAUCCAUUUGAACAUAUCAACCAAGGCCUACUGGAAAAUAAGUGCUGAAUGUUCCCUGCCGGUAGCACACAACAGUAAACCCAAUUGGUGAUGUGCAUUUCCUGAAGACACUUCCUCGAGUCAUGUGGCAGACAGGGGGAGAGGUGUAUAAAAGAGUAGGGACUUUGGAGGUAGAGCAAAAGAAACAUCAGUGGUUUCCAAAUCUUGUGACCAGCUCCCAACCACUUUCUCCACGCCUCUCCUUCUGGAUCUCUGGCUAGUCUGAGCUGCUCAGACUCUCUCUCUCUCUCAAGCACACACUCCUGUCUCUGCGAGCCUCCUGCUCCUGUGACUGUAGUCUCUGGUCCGUCACCUGCACUCCUGUCACAGCAUGCAGCUCCUGGUGGUGUUAGCAGCUCUCAUGGGGCUUCUGUUCAGUGUUAGAGCAGCCGCCGUGCUUCCUGUGGAUGAAAGGAGCCCCGUCCAUGUGAACAGGGAGCUGAGCAAAGAACGCAAGGAGCUGAUCUUGAAGCUUGUGUCUGGCUUGCUGGAUGGAGCUCUGGACACCAACAUGCUGCCGGGGGAAGCGGCACCUUUGGAUCUUGAGGAGCCGCUUGAGUCUCGUCUGGAGGAGAGGGCUGUCUACAACAGACUAUCACUGCCUCAGCGUGACCGCAAAGCGCCCUGUAAAAACUUCUUCUGGAAAACUUUCACCUCUUGCUAACAGUGCCCAAAAGCACCCGGCUCUGCCUGCCUAUUGUACUCCUUCGCUCCCAUCUCCACAUGAACUGUAGUAGACCACAGCUG
Micropterus dolomieu (smallmouth bass) is the source of this 935-nucleotide messenger RNA. It is a transcript of the gene sst7, whose product is annotated as somatostatin family member 7. The transcript has 4 exons. NCBI's taxonomy places the organism in Eukaryota, Metazoa, Chordata, Actinopteri, Centrarchiformes, Centrarchidae. Gene Ontology annotation, cellular component: extracellular region. Gene Ontology annotation, biological process: regulation of cell migration. The record is from RefSeq and is a predicted model, not a curated record. Gene Ontology annotation, molecular function: hormone activity. The coding region runs from base 520 to 852 and encodes 110 amino acids.